AGAAUUUCCAACCGCAUCUUCACCCAAGUGUUUGGAGAGGAGUCCCCGAGCGAUGCGUCCAUCCGUCUGAAGAAACGCCCACCGAUGACCCCUAGAGCCUCCGGAGGGGGUUGCUGGGGAUGUGUAGCUUGGGGAGUCUCACUGGGUUUGUGGCCACAAGGGAGAAUCCCAGCAGUCAUAGGCUCAAUCCUGAGCUCUCAACAGCUUGAGAACCUACACUGUGAGCCACUGCAACUUCGGCAGUUCAUCAGCAUGGGGAGAGGGGACAAGGAAGAACGGGACAUCCCUAGCUCAUAAGAAUAAAAAGUGCAUUACAGAGCGCAGGAUCUACCACCAAAUGGAUACUCUAGGUUGUAAUAUGUAAUGUGAAUUCUCAGUCAACCCGGGCUUGAUCAUGCAAGGAUCUGAGUCUUCUCAACUCCUGAUGACUUCAGUGGGACUUAAGUGUACUCAGCACCUCCCCAGAUUGGGCCCUUACACGGUGAUCUUUACAACAAAACCUGUUUGUUUUUGAGGUGUCCUUGGACUCCUGGAAGGAGAACUUUCUUCUUGGCUGGAUCCUGGUACAUAUAACUGAUUUGGGCAACAAUUUGAGAAUUCUGUGAUUUUACUUUCCAAUCUCUGCAACUGUUAAACCUCCUGGAAAAACUGGAAACGUGCCUUACAUGAAAACGUGUGAAUCAGGCAAAGAAGGAAUACGAGUGAAAAUCCCGAAGACUCACCAGUAUGUGAUGCCCAAUGAUGAGCAGUAGCUACUGCAGCAACGCUUCAGCCAGCAUGAGUGUCAACGAAGUGUCUGCCUUCUCACUGACUUUAGAGCAAAAAACUGGCUUUGCCUUCGUAGGGAUUCUGUGUGUUUUCUUGGGACUACUUAUUAUUAGAUGCUUCAAAAUCUUACUGGACCCGUAUAGUAGCAUGCCAUCUUCCACCUGGGAAGAUGAAGUCGAGGGUCUUGAUAAAGGAACGUUUGAAUAUGCUCUUGCAUGAAAACUCAAAAGAGUAUCCUGCCUUACUUUUGAUGUUGAUUUCAUUUUGAAAACCUAGUACUGAUACAUUUGUACUAUAAACCUAUGUUUUAAAGAUAUGAUGGUGGCAUCCGUUUUGUUAAAUAAA
Messenger RNA from Malaclemys terrapin pileata, 1113 nucleotides. It is a transcript of the gene CTXN2, whose product is annotated as cortexin 2. The record is from RefSeq and is a predicted model, not a curated record. Bases 739 to 987 code for a protein of 82 amino acids. The transcript has 5 exons. NCBI's taxonomy places the organism in Eukaryota, Metazoa, Chordata, Testudines, Emydidae.